This is a messenger RNA of Xylona heveae TC161, 1068 nucleotides long. RefSeq lists its product as hypothetical. The record is from RefSeq and is a predicted model, not a curated record. NCBI's taxonomy places the organism in Eukaryota, Fungi, Ascomycota, Xylonomycetes, Xylonales, Xylonaceae. Gene Ontology annotation, molecular function: nucleic acid binding. Bases 34 to 774 code for a protein of 246 amino acids. The transcript has a single exon.
ACCGGUAUCGAAGUUGCUCGCAUCGAUGACAUGAUGCGGGUUUGGAGUGGAAACGCGUCCACUAUCCUCGCAGCUGAGCGGCGAAGAGCGGCCGGCACUAUUCAUACAAGCCCUGCUGCCUCGGAGAAUCUGCAAAGGCCCGUGCUGAAGAAUAUCGCCGUGCACGGUUCUCAAGAGCCAGUUCCAGUAACAUUUCAGAACACCGAUACGGUGCCGGAGCAUCAAAACUGCUCUCUAUGGUUGACUGGCAUUCCAGCUUCUGCAAAUAUUCGGGACCUUUUGUCAGAAGUCCAGGGCGGAAAAGUUGUAGAGUCAAAGCUUUAUUCAGCAAAGGGGAGCUUUCAGGGCACCAGAGCCGCAAAAAUUACGUUUUCGACUCCGGCUGGCGCAAGUAGGAUGCUCUCAUUUGCAAUUCGAAAUGGAUUCCAAGUCCUCGGCCAGCGAGUGAUUGUGACACGAAAUCGCAACAGACGAGCGCCGAACGAGUUGGCCGUCGUGCACGGUCAUUCUAGGGUCCUGCUCGUGCGGGGAAGCCCAUCCCAAACUCACCCGAACUGCAUCUUGAAACUUUUUGCUGGCAAUUUGAGAUUCCAAAUUGAUCAAAUGUUGCAUUCAUUUCGACGCGUGCCGGAGGAGGCUGAGCUUGAAAUCCGCUUCGCGUAUCUGCAACAAGCCACCGCUGCCAAAUCACUUCUUGAAAGUAACCCGGACCUGGGAGUCACCUGUUGCUUUGGUUUUGAUCCAUGCUGCAAGCCAUGGCAGUUGGGGGGAUAAUGAACCUCUUUAGCGGAUCGAUUAGGUCUAAUGAAUCAAAUAUUAGGUGAGGAGCAGGGGCAGAUCAUCCAUCUGUGUGAAGUUCACCUGAUCGCUUUUUUGUUUCUUUCGUUCUUUCGUUCUUUCGCUGUCAUUUCUUUUCCUUGCUUUCUUUCGUUUUCUCAUAUGCUUCAUAAUGAUUCAACGCUUACUUUCCGCCCAUCGAGGUUCUAAUUACAUCCUAAACCACUUUGGAAGUGGUAAAUGCGGGGGGUUUAGAUCUUCCCAGAGAUGAAUAGGAGGGCUAAGCAGAGU